Dryobates pubescens (Downy woodpecker) is the source of this 2353-nucleotide messenger RNA. It is a transcript of the gene SESN2, whose product is annotated as sestrin 2. The record is from RefSeq and is a predicted model, not a curated record. Bases 1 to 1638 code for a protein of 545 amino acids. Gene Ontology annotation, molecular function: L-leucine binding; oxidoreductase activity, acting on peroxide as acceptor. Gene Ontology annotation, cellular component: nucleus. The transcript has 11 exons. Lineage: Eukaryota; Metazoa; Chordata; Aves; Piciformes; Picidae. Gene Ontology annotation, biological process: positive regulation of macroautophagy; cellular response to leucine starvation; cellular response to L-leucine.
AUGCUGCCGCCUGCCUCGCCGUGCUGCCCCGGGGGGCUGCAGGAGUACCGCAAGUACUGCGGCUGCGGGGCUGGCCAGGGAGCCUCCUGGAGCACCAAAGAGUUCCUGAUCCACCCCAAGCUGUGGAGUUUCUCCCCAGACCGAGUCAGGCUGCGGGGGCAGCGUGGCCCCCGUGGGCUGGCUCCUGAGUCACCCCUUCCGGUGCCACCACCGCCUGCGUCUCGCCGGCGGUGGCCGCUCGCCCCCGGUGGCGCUCGGUGGCUGCCGCCUGAAGCACUUUUUCCUUCCCAGCACAGUGGGAUCGAGGCCACCCAGCAGCUGGGGAAGGGUCCCAGUGCCUUCAUUCCCCUGCGAGAGAUCCCGCAGGAGGGAGCGGAGGGCAGCCUGCGCCAGCUCCUGAUCGACGCCCUGCUGUCGUCGGGCAGGGUGGACCACGUCGCCAUGGUGAUGGGGCUGCACCCCCAGUACCUCAGCAGCUUCUGGAAGACCCAGCGCCUGCUGCUGCGCAUGGACGGACCCCUGCCCUACCACAAGCGCCACUACAUCGCCAUCAUGGCAGCUGCCCGGCACCAGUGCACCUACCUGGUGAGUCUGCACACGGAGGAGUUCCUGCAGGUGGGGGGCAACCCAGCGUGGCUGCAGGGCCUGCACUGUGCCCCCCCAAAGCUGAGGAACCUCAAUGAGAUCAACAAGCUGCUGGCACACCGGCCCUGGCUCAUCACCAAGGAGCACAUCGAGGCGCUGCUGAAGCCAGGGGAGGACAGCUGGUCCCUGGCAGAGCUGGUGCAGGCCCUGGUGCUCCUCACCCACUACCACUCCCUGGCCUCCUUUGUCUUCGGCUGCGGCAUCCACCCCGAGGGGGAGCAGGACGGGGGGCAGGGCUGCCACCACCCCUCCCCCCACAGCGACGGCAGCCCUGCCGCUGACGACAGUCUGGGGGGCUCCGGGGGCAGAGAUGCCGUGCGGGAGGUGGAGCUGCUGAUGGAGAGGAUGAAGCUGCUGCAGGAGAGCCAGCUGGAGGAGGAGGGCAUCACACAGGAGGAGCUGGAGACUCGCUUCGAGCUGGAGAAGACAGAGAGUUUGCUGGUCGCUCCCUCGGAGGUGGCAGAGGAGUCCCUGCGCUCCAGCGUCCUCUGCUUCGUGGAGGACCCCGAGUUCGGCUACAAGGACUUCACCCGGAGGGGCCAGCAGGCCCCCCCCACCUUCCGAGCACAGGACUACACCUGGGAGGACCACGGCUACUCCCUGAUCAACCGCCUGUACCCCGACGUGGGGCAGCUGCUGGACGAGAAGUUCCAGGUGGUCUACAACCUGACCUACAACACCAUGGCCAUGCACCGGGGCGUGGACACCUCCGUGCUGCGCAGAGCCAUCUGGAACUACGUCCACUGCGUCUUCGGCAUCCGCUAUGAUGACUACGACUAUGGGGAGGUGAAUCAGCUGCUGGAGCGCAGCCUGAAGGUCUACAUCAAGACAGUCGCCUGCUACCCAGAGAAGACCACCAGGAGGACCUACAGCCAGUUCUGGAGACACUUCAAGCACUCUGAGAAGGUCCACGUCAACCUGCUGCUGCUGGAGGCUCGCAUGCAGGCAGCUCUGCUCUACGCCCUGAGGGCUGUCACUCGAUACAUGACCUGACCAGACCCUGCUCCCUCCUCCUCCUCCUCCUGCCCCGGGGCUGGGGGAAUGGCCAGGGGGGAGCUGGCACCCUAAAGACUUGGCUGGAAUCUUAUCUCCCCUCUUACGGGGCCUGGAGCUGUGGAAGGAAAGUUGGGGGCCCCCUGCUCCUCAUCCCAGGAGAGGGAACCCCUCGAGAAGCUGCUGGUGUUGGGGAGACCCCAGAGUGCUGCCCUGGGCUUGGCAGAGCUCCACUGCUCCCUGCCUGCCUCGGGACGAGCCUGAAGAAAGCCAGGCUGGGGUGCCCUGGGUGCUGCCCUGGCCGUGCAGUGCUGCUGUCACAGCUCUGUGCCAUGUCCUGGCACCAAGACUGCCACCGCUGAGGGCUCUGCACAUCAACAGAUCACCAGAGGGUGCCGCGGGCUUUGUCCCUGCUUCUUGGGGUCUCAUUGUGCUGGAGGAGAUGCAGCUGCCCUGGCACCCCCGUGCCCACCUCUCUCAUACCCAGGGAUGGCACCACAGGGGUGGUGGGAAGGGUCUGGGCAGCAGUGGUGCCACUCACCUUGGAGCUGAGCCCCCAGGCUGGGGUCUGCAUGGCUGAAGAGGCAGCAGCCUCUCCUGGCCUGUCUGUGCCCCACAGCUCCAGCUCAGUUGUUUCUGGGGGGCAUUCACCCCUGAGUGGGCACAGAAGUGUGGCUGUGGCUCUGCUGCAGGUUUGUUUGGACAAAUAAAGUUC